UUACUUAGACAUCGUGAUUUCAGGUCAAGAACCAGCUGACAAUGCCGAAGAUCGCUUGAGAAGAGAGGAUCUUCGAGAGAUCGAUACCGGUAGAGAGCAGUCCUUGACGUUUCGACACUCUACUGGACCCUCAUCAUCACGUAACCAUGGUAACGGCGUCAUGAAUUCCGGAGCGGAUCCUGUCGAUGUUGUUCCACAAGGCGCGGAUGGUUAUAUGGGAGGCGAUCUCCAGAAGGUAAUGUCUCUAAAAGUUCGGCCCUUGGAUUUCCGCGAUAGGAAGAAAUACGAAACUACAAUUUCUGCUCCUUCACACUCUAAGGACCUUGAAUUGUGGAAACUCAAGAAAAAAGCAGACAGUUACAGUCCCCCUGGAAUUAUGAAAACGAUGGACAAUUUCUCAUAUCUGAAUGAAACAAACUGGAGACAUGCUAUUCAAGAGGAUAGUCCAGUUCUGCCAGCAGAUCUGAUGGGCAGUAUACGGAAUCAGCUGAGAGAGAUGAGGGAAGACUUCGAACGGAAGUCAGUUCUGGUCUUUGAUCGAGCUAAUCUUCCUAGAAACCUGACUCUCCUCGGCAAAGCAAUCUUCCGAGUUGUCCCCGAAAACUUUUUACCCGAAUACCGCAGUCCUUGUUUUAAUUUACACGAAGAAGAUAGGUCGAGCCUGGCAUGUCUCCCUAAUGUAUUUCUUGCCGGAUUUCCAAAGUGCGCCACCACCGACCUGUUCAAGAAAUUGAUUCGUCAUCCUGACGUCGUGCCAACGUCCAAAGAACCACACUGGUGGACCCGCACAAGAUUCACAAGAGAAAGUGUGCUGCACUAUUUGAAACACCAGACCAACCUCGUGAGACAGAUGCGAGACACCGGUAACAGACGAUUAAUCACUCUGGAUGCUUCCGCCAGUACACUCUGGGAUAACACUUACUCGCUUGGUAAAUUCGGUUCCAUCCACCAGCCUCCUCGGUGGACCCACGCCGACGUCCUCAGGGCAGUUCUACCUGAAUCCCGCUUCCUUCUGCUUCUCAGGGAACCGACGGAGAGACUGUACUCGGGUUAUAUGGCGUUUGACUUGGAGUGGCAUGGGGUCAAGUCACCACAGGACUUUCACCAUCGUCUUGUACAGUCGCUUCAAGAUUUCAGCCGUUGUAUGAAGAAAUAUCCACUGGAGACGUGUGCUAAUUUCAAAUUUAAUAUGAGAUUAAGAGUAGGAAUGUACUCUGUCUUCAUACGAGACUGGUUGAAGAGGUACCCACGGGAACAGAUCCACAUCCUAAGAACCGAAGACUGGGCUAAAGAUCCGGCAAAAGAACUGAGCAGGAUAUUCAGUUUCUUGGAAAUAGAUCCGCUCUCUCAAGAUGCUCUCUUCAACAUCACAUCAUCGUCCAGAGAGAAUCAGAGAAAGCAAGAGGACAGGUCACUGGGAAAGUUGCUUCCGGCAUCACAACAGUUACUUGAUGAAUUCUACAAACCUUUCAAGGAAGAUCUAGCGCAGUUACUGCAGGAUAAAAAGUAUUUGUGGACUCAAUCAAUGUGACAGUACUGGCCCUGGUGUGAUCAUCCCAGCAAGCCAACAACUUAGGUGACCGAUUGUAGGUCUCAUGGGCGAAACUGACAUCCUCAUGAGCUAUCAGUCUUGUAAACCAUUAAAAAAAAGGUUGUUACAAGGUUGACGAGACAUAAAUUGUCUGUCUCGCUGGCCAUUGGUCUAGUGAACAGUGGGGAAAACAUUUUCAGCAGAUCAAUUGGCGUCUCGUGGCCCGUCGGUCUCGUAGUCUUUGGCCAGUCAAUGGUGGAGAUAAGGAAGAGAUCAGCAUGACACAUGUUUCCAAACGUUCGAGAGAAUUAUGUCGCCUACGCCCUACCGUUACCUUAAAAACAUGAAUCCAUAAUAUUUUUAAUGUAACUAUGAGUAUGAUAUCAGAAAAAGUUGUUACAUACAAUGACAUGGCUACAUUCAGCAAUAUGAAAUAGUGAAUGUGCUGAAUUUAUAUUGAACGUGUAAUUGUAAUGCUGCGUUACGAAACAUGACAUGAACGCGCUUACCUUUUGAAAUAUUACUUAGAUUUUAUUAUGGUUACAUUUAGAAUAGACCAGUCCCAUUAAUGGAAAAUGAAUCCUUUUCCCAAAUGCUUUCUUCGAUUCCUGAGAAGUCGAUUCAUUUCGUCAGAUGUUGUCAAUCAAUCAAUCAAUAAAUCAGUCAAUCGCCAUUCAUGACAGAACGCGUUGUCUAUGUUUACAUGUUUAUGUAUGAAUUGAUAAACGACAAUAAAUAAAAGCUGCCAGCUCUUUACUCAGCAUCGAUUAAAAAGUAAAUCUUGAUAAAGCCAUCCUAAUAGAAUACGUUUGUCUAAAUAAAUAUUUGCCCGUUAAAUCAAUAUUAUUAAUCAUUAUAUAGCUGCAGCUGAAUGCGAAAUAUAACCGAUUGAAAUUAUUUUUCAUAAAAAUGAAGAAAGACAAAAAAAAGUCUGUAAAGGGAUCCUGAUCCAUCAUAAACCUUUUUCGUGCAAUUCAUAUCGCAUUUCAAAGUGGUACAAGAACACGUAAAGCUAACAACUUAAUUAUUCGUAGCCCUUGUAAAUUGUAUAUUUUGUGUGCGUUUUCGUAACUCAAGAAUGAGAGGUGUACUGAUCGAAUUGGGGCCUUCGUUGAAUACUUUUAGAUGUAAGCUUCAUUAUGUCACAUUCUUAUGAAACUUAGUAAUUAAGGGUAUGAAUAAUUUAGUUGCUAACUGUAUUUGAAUACAGCGAUGCGAACUCGCGCAAAAUAAAGAUGCACAUAAAUUAUAUGUAAAUCAAUUAUUAUGAGGAGCAUUGUUCUUCGUUUAGUGUGGCUCAACUUGUCCUCUAAAAUGCCUUCUAACACUCAGGAUGACUUUAGCAGCAGCUGAGCGAAAGUUUUUGUUGCUCCAAAGAAAAAUGUAGGGCAUUGUGGCCGGGUAGAUCGGAAUCAAAAACCCGAAGUAACCGAGGUAACGUGCAGGUCCCUUUAAAAUGAUCGGAGUGAAGGACAAAAUGGCUGGUAAAAAGGAGAUAAGGAGAAUGAUGUACAUGAGAAACAUCAUCUUCAACAGUCGCAUCUCACUUGUGGCCAGGCCACGAUUUCGUUGAGGUUGUACGUUGAGGGCGCCGUGCGUUGUCCAACAGAAUCGUGAGCAGCAGGUUGGGGCGCGGUGUUCCCCAUGUGGCAAAUCUGCAUCGUCCGUGAUUGCAGCCCUGGUUGUAGCCUGCACUGUAGGUGUUUCUGCAUGACCUAUCCCUGUCUCUAUCCUUCGAGAUGAUUCGGUAUCAUCAUGAU
Molecule: messenger RNA, 3291 nt
Organism: Strongylocentrotus purpuratus (purple sea urchin)
Lineage: Eukaryota; Metazoa; Echinodermata; Echinoidea; Camarodonta; Strongylocentrotidae
Product: carbohydrate sulfotransferase 15
Exons: 6
Coding region: 161-1531 (456 amino acids)
Biological process (GO): hexose biosynthetic process
Molecular function (GO): N-acetylgalactosamine 4-sulfate 6-O-sulfotransferase activity
Source: RefSeq, a predicted model, not a curated record